CAACCGUCGGCCGUAAGUAAAUCGUCCUGUGAAUAAUUUUAAUUUUAGUGGCAAUCGUCCCUCUUAUAAAUUAGUGCGUAAGUUGAGGUGUGAUCAGAGGUGAUUUUCUGUCGGGAUAACUGAAGUUUAUCGUUUUAAGCUUCCUAGAGUAAGAUCUGUGUGCUGUGGUUUAUCAUUCAGGGGGCCAAAACACGCGCAACAACGGACGACCCCACAGGACCGGGGGGUGCUUCUCGUGUCUCGGGAGGAAGGUCAGGAUCAGAAAACUUAUCUCGAAUGGACGAAAUUCGCUCCCUAUCCACUAAGCGACGCUGGAUCCCUCCUUCAUCUAUUAGACGCGAUGCACUCACUCAAGAAAGCAGAAAUGAUCUCAUCUUCAGAAAGGUGCGGGGUAUUCUUAACAAGCUCACACCGGAAAAGUUUGCAAAGCUGAGCACCGACUUGCUCAACGUCGAGCUCAAUUCCGAUGUGAUUCUCAAAGGUGUUAUAUUAUUGAUCUUUGAUAAGGCACUCGAUGAACCAAAGUACAGUUCUAUGUACGCACAGCUGUGCAAACGGCUGUCUGACGAAGCUCCAAACUUUGAACCUCAGAAACCCAACGUUGACGGUCAAGCAUCCCAAAGCACAUUUACAAUUCUGUUGCUCAAGUAUUGCAGAUUUGAGUUUGAAAAUCGAUCAAAAGCAAAUGAGGCAUUCGAUCGGCAAGAUGACUUGGCCCCGGAAGAUGAAGAGCGCCGUCAAUUGGCAAAGCGUAAGAUGCUCGGAAACAUCAAAUUCAUCGGGGAGUUGGGCAAAUUGGAAAUCGUAUCGGAAACGAUCCUACAUCGGUGCAUUCAGCAGUUAUUGUUGGAGAAAAGAAGGGGAGGAUCCAGGGGGGACAUAGCUGAGGAUAUCGAAUGUCUCUGUCAGAUUAUGCGCACCUGCGGUCGCAUUUUGGACUCUGACAAGGGCCAAAUGCUCAUGAAGCAGUACUUUAAACGCAUGAGCGUCUUAGCAGAGAGCAGCGAGUUACCCCUGCGCAUCCGUUUUAUGCUACGUGAUGUUAUCGAAUUACGGCGCGACGGCUGGGUGCCGCGCAAGGCCACCAGUACCGAAGGGCCUAUGCCCAUCAAUCAGAUCCGCAAUGAUAACGAAGAUUCCUCAAGAGGUGGCGGAUACAACAGACGGGAUGACCGUCUCAGCAGUGAUAUCUUUAGAACGAUGCGAAGCUUUGAUGACAGGGCAGGCAAUAUGUCACUCAGCUCCCAUCCCUUUGGAAUGGGACCUUCUCCAUUUAGUCCAAAUGGCUAUUCGGGGCCUGGUAAUGUCGGCUAUGGCAGACACAAUCAACGUAAUCAACCUAAUUACUACCAAAAUCAAAACCGCCAUCAGAACAAUUUUCAAGGAAAGCAUAAUCACAAUCAACAGCAACAGAACUCUUCGCAGAAUUACAACAAUAAUGGCAACAAAGAGCAGUCCCGUUUGAGGAACAAAAUACUGCUUAAGCACCCGGAAGAGGUGUCUCUCAGGCCUGCACCUAAUUCAAUGGUAUUUAGCGCCAACACGAACCCGCCAAACCUACCUCUCAACAACAGUAUGUUCAUAGGCGGCCACGUAUCGGAAAGUUUGCUUUCUCCAGCGAAUUCUUUGAAGGCCAGCCCACCGCUGAUGCACAAGGAACCUCCAUCAGCGAUUGUGAUAAAACAAGGCCCCGUCGAGAAACGGGACAAAGCAAAGGACAGAAAGGACAAGGGUCCCUCUAAAGAGGAAGUAUUGAAGAAGGUGAAUGCAUUAAUGGAUGAUCUGGUUAAUCACGGGAAUAUUCCGGACGCAAUAACAGCGUUCAAGGAUCUAAAAAUACCGGAAAGAUUCUUGCGUCACGUAAUUUUCACCUUCUAUUCCAACACUUUGGAUCGCGGUGAUUCGGAGCGGGAACUUGCCGGAAAACUAGUGUCCGAUCUGAAAAAAGAAGGGCUUAUUACCGGGCAACAGUUCCUUGAGGGGUGGAAGGAGCUAGUCGCUAGCAUGGAUGAAAGGGAGAGCACAGUUGCUUGCGUUGCUUCUCAUGUCGCAUCUAUAACUGCUAAGGCGAUCGUUGAUAAUCUGAUGCAGCUAGUAGAUCUAGCUUCAGUGACUGAAAAUGGGCAACAUCACCCGUUAUUCCUACUCACCCUUCAACAGUUGCACAAGACUCAGGGCAAGGAAAGACUUAUGCAGAUCUUCAACGAGAGUAAGGUGAACCUGAUGAUCCAGCUACCAGAGGCGGAGAAGACGAAGGAAAGGUUGGGUAAGAUCCUCGAGGACAGAGAAUUGACGUUUCUCUGCCCUCUUCUCAGGAUCCAAAAGGAAAUGUGGAGACAGCUCGAGAUUGACCCCAGUCCCAAUGCCCUCUACAAAUGGAUUAAGGAGAAACUUGACCCUUCUCAUCACUCCGAUCCAAGUUUCAUCAAUGCUCUGAUUACCGUUCUCUUGAAGUACAUCACUCAGGAAACAACAUUAGGUCCAGAAGUUGAUCCAGAAGCUGCAGUGGACAAAGCUUUGAUUGAGAAGGAACGAGCGUUGUUGAUGAAGUACAAACGCGUGCUGGAAUCAUUUCUUCCCACUAUUGAGACACAAGUAACUGCUGUUCAUGCUCUGCAAGUAUUUUGCUACUCGCACAAAUUCCCCAAGGGGAUGCUUCUGCGAUGGUUCAUGGCCCUUUAUGCAAUCGAUGUCGUCGACGAAGAGGCUUUGUUGCAGUGGAAGGAAGACAUCACUGAUGAUUAUCCUGGCAAAGGACAAGCUCUUUUCCAGGUCAAUUCCUGGUUAACAUGGCUCCAGCAGGUAUCUUCCGAGGAGGAGGAAGAUGAGGGUGACAACUAGGAUGUGGAAAAUGGGCCCAAAUGGGCAACUAUCUUGUGACUACCUAUUAUUUGAGAUAGGGUUUUAUUAUCCACUUCGCUGAGCCGAGGGAUUCCGUUUUAUCAAUUGCGUUGUCUCCAUCCAGCACCGUAAACAACUAACAACAACCUGUCAGUCCGUCGGCCAUCUUGCGAAAGAGAAAAUCUGUGACGUGUUUUUAAAAAGGAAACUCAAACGACAAAAAAAAAAAAACAAAAAAAAAACAAAACAAACAAAAAUAGAAAAAAAAAUAGAAAAAGUAAUAACCCGCGAGUGGCGCGACAGACCCUUUAAACAGGAAGUUUUAAAGUUUUAGAUAAUUGAAUAUUAAUAUGAUUUAUAAGGAAAUUUGCCCGGCAUAUACUAAGAGGCAAUAUGAAUAAUCGUAUGAAUUUAAACAGAACGGUAAAGAACGGAGUAGACGUAGAGAGCAAAGAAGGAAGAGAAACAAAGAGGAGGAUGAGAAUGGAGUCAAGAAACAAAACAACCAAAAAAAAAAAACAAAAAAAAAUUAUAUUAGUCUGGUGAUUUGUGUUGUCCAAGUUUUUGUCUAGUAUUGUGCAUGUGCCACGUUUUGUAAGUCUUUUUGUCCGCGGCAAGAAACGAGUCGCUUGUUAUCUCUGUGUACCAGCUUUUACAUUUAUAAUUAUUACAAAAAAAUAUUACUAUUAUAUUAUUAUUAUUAUUAUUGAUGAUUAUAUUACUACAGUAAUUUACUACAAACGCAAAAAAAAAACAAAAAAAACAGUACACUUAUCAGUUUUGUCUUUGACUAUAGUUGAAAUGAUAAGCAGGAUCAUGAGAAAAAAAUAAUAAUUCAAACUAAUCCUGGAGCAGAAAAACGACUCGGUUUUACUUUACUAGUCCGCUGUGAAUCUUGUGAGUGACUUUGUACGCGAGCAAUGUACAAGCGCAUAAUCAUCAGUGAUAGACUCCAAAGUUGAACUUAAUCGCCAGCAGACAACCGUAUUUAAAAAACAAAAAAGAAAAAAAAAUGAGUACAAUAUGCUUGCCCACCUGUAUACCUAUGUGCUGCAUAUGUACGUUAUUAUUAUUAUUAUCAUUAUUGUUACUAUUAUUAUUAUCAUUAUCACUCUUAUUAUGAUAUCAGUAACUAAUAAUUUUUCGUCCAAACAACCAAUAGCCAAUUUCACCACCACCAUCAACAAUAAUAAUACUGCUACUCUACUACUACUUCUACUACACUACUACUAAUACUGCUACAAUUACUACUACUACUACUAUACUAUUACCAUCAACACAAAAACUGAAUCUUACGCGUAGAAGAAAUCGAGCGAAAAGAAAAAAAAGAAAAAAAAAACCAAUAGCGACAUAAACUAAAUCGUAUUAAUACAAAAUAAACAUGCCUCGGUGUGAUUUAUCAAAGAUUACAUCCAUGGUCAUUCUAACAUCCCGUACCAUCAUUGUCCAAGAAUUUUUUCUAGUUAGAUACAACUAUCAUAGACCAAUUUUAAAUGUUUCUUAGUAGAGAUUCAAGUUCGUCUCCAAUAUACAGAUCAAAGUAUGUAUAAAAUAGUAAUAUUUAGCCGCCCGCUAGUGAUCCAGAGAUAUUUGUUCAUCCCCCAAAAUUGUUCUCUCUUAUCUUUAUGAUACUAUGACUGGCUAUCACUUGUCUUGUUUUGUUUAUUGAUCAUAUUUAAUUUAACAACUCGAAAUAAAAUAUUGUAAAUGCUCUCAUUGAAAUUGUACCGUUAAAAUAUGGACCGUACGGUUGAAAUUAAGUUGAAAAAUUUAUUUCUAUCAUAUGAUAACGUUAUAGCUCACACCAUAAAGUGUUUGGCUUAUUUGUAAUAGUGAAUUUAGUGUAAUUUUUAUCAAUAAUCAGCAGUAAUAUGCCUAUCAUUUUGUCUAUGAAUCAUAUCGUAUGAUAUACUUAUCUACAUACCUAUAUAAUAAAUAAUAAUACUACUGCUCUACACACAUAUACAUGAAUACUGCACAGAUCACACCUUCAAAAUACGGAUAUUAGUUUCAUUUAAACAAAAUAAUAGCGCAAGCAAUAAUUAAUUAUGUUGUAACUGAAA
Molecule: messenger RNA, 4904 nt
Organism: Athalia rosae (coleseed sawfly)
Lineage: Eukaryota; Metazoa; Arthropoda; Insecta; Hymenoptera; Athaliidae
Gene: NAT1
Product: eukaryotic translation initiation factor 4 gamma 2
Exons: 8
Coding region: 277-2841 (854 amino acids)
Cellular component (GO): eukaryotic translation initiation factor 4F complex
Molecular function (GO): mRNA binding; translation initiation factor activity; protein binding
Source: RefSeq, a predicted model, not a curated record